This is a messenger RNA of Ambispora gerdemannii, 2088 nucleotides long. The record is from the annotation of a GenBank genome assembly. NCBI's taxonomy places the organism in Eukaryota, Fungi, Glomeromycota, Glomeromycetes, Archaeosporales, Ambisporaceae.
AUGUCUGUAGCUACUACUGUUGCAGGUAACAAUGAUCAAAAGAAAAGAAAUAAACCAAACUAUUUUAAAGGGAUUUAUCAAACCAUAAAAAGAAAAUUUCAAAAACCGGACGUGCAUGCUCACAGCAAAGAAUCAAUCGAGAAAAAAACUUAUUCAGAAGUAUCACUCAAAGUCAUUCAACGAACAAAUGAACUCCUCUCCAAAAUCGGCAGUGAUAUUUUCAAAGAUUUUUUUACCGAUCCAAAAGAAUCGGCAAAACAUUCAUUCGAUGCUGGAAAUGAUCCAACGUGGGUUGGUUUCUCAGAUAUGUCAAUGUCGCCAUACGACACAGCUUGGGUAGCAAUGGUCCCAGUACCCCUCUAUAAAGAAACCAAGCAACCAAAAGAUUUCAAACUUGCUUUCCCCGAGUGCUUUGAUUGGUUAUUAAGUACUCAGGACGAGAAUGGCAGUUGGGCACGUACCGGAGCUGGCAGCAUUACUGCUGGUCUUUCAGCUUUAUGUGCUUUGAGCAUGUUUAAAAAUCGUGCCGGUUCGUAUUUUGAAGAAAAACUACGAGAAUUAGGCUUCACCUUGGAGCAUUUUAAUGGUGUAUUUGAAAAAGGAGUCUUUUUUCUGCGUAACACGUUAAAUGAAUGGGAUAUUAAUGAUGUUGAUAUGACAGGGUUCGAACUUACGGUUCCAUUCCUUAUGUCACAACUGGAAAAACUCGAUCCUCCAGUUUAUUUCGAUUUCCCAGAUAAAGAGCGUCUGCUUAGUGAAAACAAACGUAAAAUGAGCUUAGUACCACUCGAAGUAAUCUUCAAAUUAGCUGCAAAGGGUCAACCGCUCACACUUACACAUACCAUUGAAGCAUUUGUUGGAAGAAUUGAUUUUUCCCGUCUUCAAAAUCCCGGAUUCCAAGCGAUAAAUGGGAGUUAUGGUUCAUCCGCAGCAGCAACGGCCGCAGUCUUAGUUGAGGCACCAAAAUGGGACGAGAAAGCACACGAAUUCUUACGAAGGAUCAUUUUACGGUGUCCAGAAUACGCACGAGUAUCCGGAUACGUGCCAACAGUAAGCGACCUUGGAUUAUUCGAAAUGUGUUGGGUGUUACAUUGUGUCGGAGAAUUGAUGUUAAGCGUUAACCAUCAGCCAGGUGCUAAUUCAGAAUAUCCACUCUUGAAACUUUCAACAAAUCUACGAUGUUUUGUUGAAUAUAUAAAAGAAUUGCUCGUGGAUCAAAAAGGCACGAUGCGAUGGGCCAGCUGGGACAACCACGUUCCAGCAGAUGUUGAUGAUACUGCGGUGGCUAAUUAUUUGAUUACACAAUUUGACCCUAGUUAUCCGAUUGAUUUUAACCUUAAAGCGAUGUUGGAUACAUUUUGGAAUGGGAAAUACUUUUCAAGUUUUGCUCGGGAACGUACACCUCGGGAACGUACACUUUCGGUCAGUUGCAACGUACAUGCUACCACUUUCAUGCUGAGUGUUCGUGAUAACGCAAAAAAGCAAUCACGAUACCCGUUAAUCGUCGAAGCCAAAAAUAGCAAUAAUUCGGUUGAAAAGGUGAAUCUUGAUGAGGUUAUUUGCUCAACAAUUAACUUUAUUUUCUCAAAACGAAAUGAAACUCAUGUUUGGCUUGAUAAAUGGAAUUUGAGCCCAUGGUAUACCACCAUGAAAUCGAUUCAACUGUUGCUAAGUCUGCAAAAAUAUCCUGACAUUUUGCAAUCAUCAGACAUUCAAACAAAUAAAAAUCUACUUGACUAUUGUCGUAAAUCAAUAGACGUUCUAUUAUCGGUGCAACAUUCAGAUGGAAGUUGGGGUCAAUCAUCAGCUGAUGCUAUUGGUAAUAUGGAAGAGACAAGUUACGCGUUGAGAUUAUUAAACGCUGCAGCUGACCAUUGGCAAGAUGAUAACCAAAUUCAAGAUGCGAUCGAAAAAGGUCGUGCCUCUUUAUUGAAAACUUUCGAUAUAUCUAUGACCGAUGAGGCGUACUUCUAUACUAAACAACCAUAUCUAUGGAUAACAAAACAGUUAUACUGUGUGCCGAGGAUAAUUAAAGCCUCGAUAUUAUUGGCUCUUUGGGAGGUUUCAAAUUCACAAAGCGAAUUGUAA